GUGCUCUGUACUCCAGGAAGUUCACCAUCGAUGGGGAGCAGAUCUCUCUGCAGGUGCAGGACACUCCCUUUGUCUCACUGGAGGACGACACCGACAGCAUCUGCUGCCAGGAGCAGAUAAACCGCUCCAUCUACUGGGCCGACGGCUUCGUCUUCGUCUACUCCAUCACGGACUACGAGAGCUACCGCGUGCUGCGCCCGCUGCACCAGCACAUCCGCCGGAUCCACCCGCACGCCAACAUCCCCCUGCUGCUCGUGGCCAACAAGGGCGACCUGCUGCGAGCCAGGCAGGUGUCCUCCACCGAGGGGCUGCAGCUGGCCGGGGAGCUGGGGGGCUCCUACCACGAGGUGUCGGCGCGGGAGAGCUGCGAGGCCGUGCACGAGGCCUUCCGGCAGCUGUGCCAGGAGCUCAGCAGGAUCAUCGGCAGCUGCAACGGAGAGAAGCGCCGCGGCCUCCACCUCGUCCGGCCCAAGUCGCCCAACAUGCAGGACCUGAAGAGGCGCUUGAAGCAGGCCCUGAGCUCCAAGGGGAAGUCUGCCACCGCCCUCUGAGGGGCCGUGGUUUCCACAGAAAGGCAGCGAGCUGGAACAGUUCGGGUUGUGGGAGAGGCUCUUCCGCCUGGUCUUCACAUCUUCACCAAAAAACCUGGGCUCGUUCUGCAAAGGAACCUGCAGAACUCACUGGGUCUGCAA
Empidonax traillii (willow flycatcher) is the source of this 692-nucleotide messenger RNA. Its product is annotated as ras-like protein family member 11A-like. The transcript is spliced from 2 exons. The record is from RefSeq and is a predicted model, not a curated record. The annotation marks the transcript as partial. Gene Ontology annotation, molecular function: GTP binding; GTPase activity. NCBI's taxonomy places the organism in Eukaryota, Metazoa, Chordata, Aves, Passeriformes, Tyrannidae.